AUGGACGCCAUCAAGAAGAAGAUGCAGGCGAUGAAGAUCGAGAAGGUAUCGCACCCUUGUUUUUAUUUACAUUCGACGUCAUAAUAAUUUUUAAAAUUAUUGCGUAACAUUUCAUAAUUUGAAUAUUUAGGACAACGCCCUCGAUCGCGCCGAUGCCGCCGAAGAGAAAGCCCGUCAAACCCAGGAGAAACUGGAGCGCGUCGAGGAAGAACUUCGCGACACCCAGAAGAAGAACAUGCAGACCGAGAACGACCUCGACAAGGCCCAGGAAGAUCUGGCAGCCGCCAACACCCAACUCGAGGAGAAGGAGAAGAAGGUCCAAGAAGUAAGUCCCGAGUGCUCCACGAUCCUCUUAUUUUGGAGUAAUCUUUUUAUUUUUUACAAUUAUAUUACUCAUUUGUCGGAAAGGAUGUAAAGGCGAAGAGAGACAUGCGAUAAGCGCGACAGAAAUGCGAAAAAAAACAAUCUGAUUCACAGGCCCGUCGAAUUUUGAAUCAGAUGGGCGAAACAAAAAUGCUAACAGUACUGAAAAAAGGCCUUACAAUCCGAAUUCGGUCUUUCUGCGGCUGACUGAAGGCCUGAUUAAUUCGGAAUGUUCCAUUUAUUGAACAACGUCCUUGUCUGGAGGCAGUUUUCCACUAGUUUUUCGUCAUUGAUUUUUGUUGUCGUUAGUAUAUCAAUAUUACAAAUGCUCAUCCCCAGUAAUUACUGAACCCUUUUCCAAGUUGCUGCAGUAUUAGUAAUAGUGAGUGAGGUCUCAGCUGGCCCGCAGAGAAAGGGAAUUGUGCUCUUCCUUAUUUUGAAUGGCCCUUUUAGGUUCCGGACGAGGAAAGCCCUCAGGGUCGACGGAGGUGAAGAGGCGAAGGAGUGGGGCAGAUUAGUAUUGACUGAUUCAGAAUUCCAUUUUUUAUCUUGACGGGUAAUUCCAAUCCCUCCUUUUGGGAAACCAGUCGAUCUCCGUCUUUUUUUUGUUCUCCAUCGUCAUCUUAAUGUUUUUUGUGUGAAAGAGAAAAUUAAAGGAUUGAACAAGACAAGAAAAAGAACAUCAAAAAAGUUCGGAAUGGGCGGAAAUCAAAAAUAAUACAAUUUAUCCGCUCGAGCCUCUUCCUUUCUUCCUUCUCGACCCACCCAUUCUUCAUUAAUUCCACUGUAUCUUGUUACAGUAAACGGUGAGGAAUGUAUUCGGGAGCGGACCUUUCUCUUUUAUUUUUCUGAAUUCUCUUUUUUACCGAUUAAGGCCUCGAGGGAAAAGGAAUUAGAGACCUGAAUCAGCCCGCCCUGAUAAGCAGGACCUUGUUUUAACAGUUACGUGGGAUUUUGUGCGGAAAGUGAAGAGGAUAGGACUCUCUGGAUGGGGAUUGUUUGUCUUAAGGGACUCGAACAUCCUCGAGAGUCGGUUCCUUUGUCAGUUUCCUGUCUUUGAGAUCGACGGUGCGGGUUUCGAGGAUAGGUCUCGAGUUUUACAGGGUUAAGUUCACUACUUAGGGAUUUCAGUUAUUUCUCAAAAAGCAGUAACCGUUUUGUAGAGGCUUAAGUUUUCCUUACGAAUCUUUAUGACGUUUGCAUCCCUGUGGGCGUUUUCCUUGUAUGAUUUUUGUUGCGCAACUCUUACUCGAGUAAUUGCGCGAUCAGAUCCCCAUCAGAGCUAAUUAAAUCCCUCCAGAACUUUAUCGAUUUGGGUAUCAGAUAAGCAAUCAUGUCGCGUAUGGACAAGGGUGGUUCGCAACAGACAUCGUUGCUCGAUGUCCUCAAAAAGAAGAUGCGGCAAGCCCGCGAGGAGGCCGAGCAAGCCAAGGACGAGGCUGAUGAGGUCAAAAGACAGCUCGAAGAAGAGCGGAAGAAGCGUGAAGAUGCCGAGGCCGAUGUCGCCGCUUUGAAUCGUCGCAUUGUACUUGUUGAAGAAGACUUGGAAAGAACCGAGGAUCGCCUCAAGAUCGCUACGCAAAAAUUGGACGAGGCUUCGAAAGCCGCCGACGAAUCUGAACGGUAAAAAGCGGGCGAUCUCGGAACGCCGACUCAAGUGUCUCUCUCACUGCCAUAAACAUCCAUCCCACGCUUGAGCUUUGUCUUUAUUUGUCCUACUCUAAUCCCAAUUUAGGCCGAGGCUGAGGUCGCUUCCUUGAACCGUCGUAUGACCCUUUUGGAAGAAGAGUUGGAGCGUGCUGAGGAACGUCUGAAGAUCGCCACCGAGAAGAUGGAGGAGGCUUCCGCCAACUGUGAUGAAUCCGAACGGUAGGCUUGGAUGGCCUGACGGAUGAGAAGAACCGGCCGCCAGCCUCGACAACGCCUCAGUCCAGUCCUUGUCCUUUCUUGUUUGUGUCAUUCCCUUUGUCAGUCUUUGUCCGUCCGCUUCUUUUAUGUAAAUUUUUUGUUGUUCAGCCAGAGGAAGUCGAUGGAAACUAGAUCCCAGCAGGAUGAGGAGAGAGCCAACAUCCUCGAAGUGCAGGUCGACGAGGCCAAGGUGAUUGCCGAAGAUGCCGAUCGCAAAUACGAAGAGGUCUGCUUAGUGGCUUUGUUUAUUUCUUCCAUUUCCGUGUGAUCUAACUUGAGUGAUCUCCAAUGUCUUACAAAUUAACAUGGGUUUAUUAACAAACCUUCCAUUUGCAGUGCCAGAAGGUCCUUAGAGAACAAGGUGGAUGUGGAUGAUGACAGAUGCACACAGCUCGAGGAGAAACUCCGCCAAGCACAAUCACUGCUACAUCAGACCGAAAACAAAGCAGACGAGGUAUAAUUCCGAAGUUGGUGUAUUUGAAUACUUGUUGACUCAUCGUUAACUCCUUUUUUAUUUUAUCUAUCCUUCCAUAACCGCUACUUGUUUUGUCGUGUAAAUGUAUGAUCGGUCAGUCCACGGCGUCGUUGAGGUCAGCUGGAAGGUAUUCGUAAUCCGAAGCCUAUUCCCGAUGACCUUAAACUUUGCUAUUCAGUGCCCGCAAGGUCAUGGAGAACCGUUCCCUUCAAGAUGAGGAGCGUGCCAACGAAGUCGAAGGCCAACUCAAGGAGGCCCAAUCCCUGGCCGAAGAGGCUGACCGUAAAUACGAUGAGGUGAAAUGACUUCUCCGUCUAUCUUGUCUUUAACCGAUAUCUUUUUUGAGUAUUAAUGUCAUCUUUAGGUCGCCCGUAAAUUGGCCAUGGUUGAGGCUGACUUGGAGCGUGCUGAAGAGCGUGCCGAAGCCGGAGAAAAGUAAGUUUCCAGCUACUUACCUGCUCACAACACCCUCAUUUCCUAACUCAAUCUCUUUGUCUUCUCUUACUAUCAUAAUCACAUUACAGCAAGAUUGUCGAGUUGGAAGAGGAGCUCCGUGUUGUUGGAAACAACUUGAAAUCUCUUGAACUUUCCGAAGAGAAGGCUUUGGAACGCGAGGAAGCCUACGAAGAACAGAUCCGCCAAUUGGACACCCGUCUCAAGGAGGUACAAUAUCCGUAUAUGUGGAUGUAUAUAUAUAUAUGUGAAACAUGUGGUUUUCCGUUUUUACUAACUUUUUUCUUAUCGUUUCCUUAACAACUCUGUCGCUUCUCCUCAAGCAAAUAGAUAACCCGAGCCAUGUGAUGUAAUUGUAAUCUGUUUUGUAUAGCAAGAUCGUCGAAUUGGAGGAAGAGUUGAGAGUGGUGGGUAACAACUUGAAAUCCCUUGAAGUCAGCGAAGAAAAGGCCCUUCAACGUGAGGAUUCGUACGAAGAACAGAUCAGAACCCUGAGCUCUCGGCUGAAGGAGGUCGGAUCUUAUUCGUGUUUAUGUCAUAAUUUGUUGUCUAGUAUAAUUUCUGGGCGUCUUGUCUUUCAUUUUUUUGUCCUGAAUUGUCCGUCCAUUACAAGUUAAGUAUUAUUGUUUCUAAUGUAUGUAUCUCUAGGCUGAAACCCGUGCCGAAUUCGCCGAACGUUCAGUCCAGAAACUCCAGAAGGAAGUUGACAGAUUGGAAGGUCAGUUUUACAAUUACCAUUGCUUAGUAAUAUCGGUUACAAUGCUACAGCAUGGGUUUGUAGCCUUUACUUUUUUUAUAUUUUAGUGUUAUAUGUCCUAUUUUUAAACGAGUGAAAAGCAACGCUUUAUCAGUGUUUUUUGUUCGUCCGAAGAAAUAAGACACCCACGCCCUGAGGGGAUCAAGGGAAGAGGGAUCGGAGAGGAUCCGGGAGGCUGCGGGGGCGAUCGAAAUAUUAUCCUGGAGGGUUAAGAGAGCAGAGAAAAUAUGCGAAGAAAGAAGAGAGUAGGGAGAGAAAAGAAAGUGAAACUCGCAAAAAGGUUAGCUGGGACAAGUUACCACCUGCUUAGAAUUUGUAUGAAAUUAUUAGAAGGGUACGAUCAUUUACAUCCAAAAAAAAACGUUUGCAUUUUUGUAGAUGAACUUUUGGUGGAAAAAGAAAGGGUUCGCAACUUGACCGCUGAGAUUGAACAGACCGUUCAAGAGAUCCAGGGGUCUUAAUGUCUUCGUAUUAAUGUCCAUGUCCACAUUGUAGUAUCGUAAGUCGAAGGUAGCCAGCGAGCCUUCUCUUACUGUCGAAUGGGUCCCUCUGAGUGUGAAUUUCUGAAUCUAAACUCAAAUGAUGUCAUUAUUAUUGUAUCCCAAACGUGUUGAUUCAACAACUAAUGUUUGGAGUGUCUUCUAAAAUUCGUUUUAGAUGAGAAAGAGCAAGUCAGCAGCCAGUCUAAACAGCUCCAGGACGAGUUGGAUCGGCUAGUCAGCGAGUUGAGCAGUGUUUGAUCUAAUCCGUGUUCUGAGAUAUAACUUUGUUCAACUUUUAAUCACAUUCUUUGUCACUUUCCUGGCAAUACAUCAUCUAAUCACUGUCAGAGCAAUUACUCAUUAUGAUGAUUUUUUUAUCAUCAUUGUGUGUAAUUACUCGUAAGUUUGUGUGUAAAUUUACAUGCCUGUAAACAAAACGAUGUAUAACCCCGUUUUUUCCGAUUGCAAUGUUUUAUAACUUUGUGAAAUCUUGUAAUAAAGCAUAACUCUAAUCCUAUUUCUGUGUUACAAGAAAAUCCUAAUUAUAUAACUUUAGACGAAUUGGUCCACGAGAAAGAACGUUACAAGAGCAUCUCCGAGGAGUUGGACCAGACCUUCCAGGAAUUGUCCGGCUAUUAA
Molecule: messenger RNA, 5077 nt
Organism: Bursaphelenchus xylophilus (pine wood nematode)
Lineage: Eukaryota; Metazoa; Nematoda; Chromadorea; Rhabditida; Aphelenchoididae
Source: the annotation of a GenBank genome assembly